AUGUUGAAGGAAGGAAUAGGGUUCAAGGACUACCUACAUGGACCAAUGGAUGCAGGAACAAAGCUUAAGGUCAAAUUCAGGACCGGGGACAUAGGCCUUCGAGAACGUCGACGAAGACAUAGGACGGUAGACGAGGAAGAAUACGAGUUCAAAUGUGAUUGCGGCUUCGAAUGCGAAGACCGUGUUCAUGUAGUCGCGGAAUGUCCGUUGUACAAGAAGGAGAGGGAAGUGAUCAUGUGGGGCUUUUUACGAUUGGAAAACGAGUACAUGCGCAUCUACGACGACGGCGGAACCUGCGACAUAUUGGGGAUCCCGGGCUCGGACACCGGCCCGGGGGCGGCUGGAGGAUUCCAGCACAUCCCUUCGUGCUCCAGCGUGUCGACGAUGGCUAGCUCGAUCAACAGCAGCAACAUUUCCUCUUCGAUCGGCGGGAGCGGCAGCGGAUUGGAGUUCCCAUGAUGGGAGGAGGCCUCGGCGGCAGCAGGGGGGUGGGGUUGGGUGAAGCACGCAUCGCGCUGCCGACUGCUGACCGAGCUCUGCGCCUUCUCAGUCGCGCUGGUGUUCGUCAACUGUCAUGACACGUGCAUGAUGGCGAUACUGCUGUGUCAUGAAACGCCUCCACGUCUGGCAUGAUUUGGUGUCAUCGUUUUAGAGAGUUUCGUGUCAUGGCGGUUUUUGGACGUUGCUGGGUUAUUUUUUGCUUGUGGUCGUCUGCACAGCGCUGUCCGCGUAAGUUUUCCUUGGUAGUGAGUGCCCCGUGUCUGAUCCUUGGUCCCCUUGACCUGGCGGGGUUGGUUGAAUGGUCUGACGGCACGUUGCAAAGCGAGCGGUGGAUACGCGAACAGAUAGGAGAGACAGAUAUGGCAGGCAAGUGGCGGUUGGAGCAAUAGUAAAAAGCGAUUGGGAGAUGUAUGAU
Messenger RNA from Ectocarpus sp. CCAP 1310/34, 916 nucleotides. The record is from the annotation of a GenBank genome assembly. NCBI's taxonomy places the organism in Eukaryota, Phaeophyceae, Ectocarpales, Ectocarpaceae.